AUGAGCGAUGUCGGCAUCCACAUCAGACACAGGAUCGACUUGCGCACGAUAGCCGCGAAGCACUUUGUGCGCCCAGUCAAGUCAGUCUUUCCAAUUAUAUUCAACGAAGGUCGAGGCUGGAGCUUAGUUGUCUCAACGCUUCCAUUUUUGUCAUUUCUAGUUGUAGUCGUCUGUGCCGUGUUUAUCAACUUUGCCAAUCAACCAAGAUAUCGCCAAGCCGUAAAAGAAACAACGGCGAAGCAGUCUGUGAAGCUCAGUCGUCCCUCAUAUGGAUUGGGCCUCCUUCUCUCUGAAGGGGCUUUUUUUUUGAUUUGGCUAGGCCGCAGCACCGACAUACUCGUGGCGCUCCUCCGUCGUUGCAGCAGGUAA
Messenger RNA from Penicillium chermesinum, 369 nucleotides. RefSeq lists its product as uncharacterized. The transcript is spliced from 2 exons. Lineage: Eukaryota; Fungi; Ascomycota; Eurotiomycetes; Eurotiales; Aspergillaceae. The record is from RefSeq and is a predicted model, not a curated record. Bases 1 to 369 code for a protein of 122 amino acids.